This is a messenger RNA of Baudoinia panamericana UAMH 10762, 948 nucleotides long. RefSeq lists its product as uncharacterized. The coding region runs from base 258 to 845 and encodes 195 amino acids. The record is from RefSeq and is a predicted model, not a curated record. Lineage: Eukaryota; Fungi; Ascomycota; Dothideomycetes; Mycosphaerellales; Teratosphaeriaceae. The transcript has a single exon.
UGUACCGUAUAUACCUUAAUCGCAGCUGAAUGUUUCACUGCCCUACUGCAAACCAGGAUCGUGCAACCCUCACUCGUGCUAAGAAGCAUGAGUCACACUGGAAAGUGUGCCGCUUCCGCUUCGCUUGAACGACCGAGGGGGUUUCGAAGAUCCGCUGUUGUGAAUCAACCCCAAUAGGUAAGGUGACCUGCUAUAUCUCCAUCACCAUCACUCCUCCGCAUGGCAAGUGUCUAGUAUUACUCUAACUGUGGUGCUUAAUGAUGGAAGAGCUUCCGGAAUCGACACACAGCACAUCUUUGCAGCAGCACAUUCAAACUCUCCCGGUAGAGCUUUCCGACUUGAUCUGCGAAUUCGUCUUCACCGCAGACCAGACAUUGUACUACAUUACACGGGGCACUCGUCCACCUUGGCAACUUGGGUCCACAUCCAGACUCAGGCACAUCUACGCGAGCUCCUAUUUCUCUAGCGAAGCAGGCUUCCAGUUCGACAGUGUGGCCACCGCAGCAAAGUGGCUUGCAGUACUUGAGCCACCGUAUCGACGCUGCCUCACCAGAAUUUUUAUCGACUUGAGAGUUGCGGUACCGCCGCGAAGAACGACCAACGUUCCCGGCAUUCGCUAUAAGCUCUUUCAGAUGCAGCUCGGCCCUGAUGUAGCCCGGAAGGCUGUCGUGAGCUUUCGGGUCCGUGGCGAUGGCGCAGAGGACCUUCGUUGGAGGACUUGGCAGGAUGCGAUCGAUUGGAAGGAUACGGAUUCUCGUCCUCAUCGUACUACGCAGACUCCCACAGACUCUCAUCAUGACGUUCUCGAAUGCCACGCUAGCGAUCUUCGCAGCUCGAGCCCUUAGGUGUGCCAGGAAUGCGCGGCGACCGUUGGCAGCAGCCUGGAGUGGCUUCUGCAAUAGCCAGUAAAGUUGCACCGCAAGUGACACCGGGCUUGGUGUUCACUGC